Messenger RNA from Ramularia collo-cygni, 777 nucleotides. RefSeq lists its product as uncharacterized. The coding region runs from base 1 to 777 and encodes 258 amino acids. The record is from RefSeq and is a predicted model, not a curated record. The transcript has 2 exons. Lineage: Eukaryota; Fungi; Ascomycota; Dothideomycetes; Mycosphaerellales; Mycosphaerellaceae.
AUGCCAAGUGCUGCCGGUAAGAAGCGCCGCAACAAGGCCAAAGCGCAGCACAAGCAGAAUGUCAAGCGAGCCACAAAGAAAGAGUCCCAAUACGUCAAGACGCUACCAAAAGUAUCAGAGAACGAUCUCUUGGCUUUUCAAUUUGCGCAUUUCGGCGAUGAUUCCCGGCCACAGAAGUGGUUCGUAACACCUGAAUCCGCCAUCAACUUCGAGCCGGAAUACGAGGAUUCUUUGGGCUACUACGACGACGGUGUCAAGCGGACUCUCACCGACGAGCAAAUUGAAGUCUUUCGCAUGUCGGAGCUGUGGAAUCUGGAGCGCGAGCAAAGGCGGUUGGCAGAGGAAUUGGGGGAGGGUCCUGCAGAAUCUCCUCCGGGCACGCGAGGAACCCCAUACGACGCCCCAUCACCUGUCUCGGAAGUCUCCAGCUUGGAGGAUGAGCUGAUCUCGGAUGCCGUUCGGGACAAGAUGCAACACCUUCAACCGCGGCCACCACCUCAAAUCCAACCACAACCGACCCCAACACAACACACUCAACCAAAAGCAUUCCGGAAUCCCCAACGUGACCCUUCGCAGAGUAGUCGGAUUGACACCGCCACAUCCAACAACAGCAGUAAGCGACGCCGAUCCAACGAGAUUCCGUAUGACGACAGACGCAAACGAAACUGGGAGUCUUAUAUUGAGGAGAAUGAUCCCGUUCAAGGCUCACUGACGCAUCGACGGAUGGCUCGGGAGCUGGACGAACUGAAGAAUGAGACUUUUGAGCUGGACUACUGA